AUGUUUGCAUUAUCCAUAAAACCUCUAAGGGAUGCAUUGGACGAAUGGGAUCCUAGAAUACUUCAGAACAAUACAUCGCUUCUCCUUGCCCCCCUUUCCGCAGUGGGUUCAGCUCCCAUUGGAGAGAGGCGCCUCGGAGGAGACGCGGGAAACGAGCUUUUCAAGAGGCCUCAAGGAGGGCGACGCUGCUUUCCGCACGUAGCUGUUGGGGGCGAGAGAAUUUGGAGAGCCUUUGGUCAGAAGCAGAGAGCCAAGCUGCCUAAAAAGAGAAGGGGGGGGCUCCCUACUUUGUUUCCCCAUGUCACUCUCGGCAGCACCCAAAGGCAAAUAUCCUUCCAAAUUACUUUGCCCAGGACCCGUGCUUCAUUAAACGCUGACCUCCGACUCAACGCUUACACAGCGUUUUAUGGUUUUCUCAGAAUCACCUUUAGCACUCAAAAACAGGUCCCGGGGAAUAUCCUGACUCAGAAUAAACUGCCACUCCUUGACCUUUACAACUUGGCAAAGAGUUUCCUUCAAACUAAGGUGCAUUACUCUUUGCUGCUGCAAAAAGAUAAGGCAUUGAGGAAAUUUCAACUCUUGGUUUUAUUUGCAGAGAUUGGGGCCUGCCUGCGUACAAAAUCCACGGUUCUUCUUAAGGAAACAGGAACAACAAUCCCAAAUUUUAUUUCUGUGGACCAAAAUUUACGGAGCAGAGUGGUCUUUGCCUCUAUAGUAGUGUGUCAAACUUGCGAUGACACAUUGUCACGUGAUGUAUCGCAACUUUUUCUCCUUCACUAAACCAGGGGUGGGCGUGACCAACACAUGAUGCAUCCAGGCCGCGAGUUUGAUAUCCCUGUAUAGAG
Pantherophis guttatus is the source of this 845-nucleotide messenger RNA. The record is from RefSeq and is a predicted model, not a curated record. Lineage: Eukaryota; Metazoa; Chordata; Lepidosauria; Squamata; Colubridae.